Molecule: messenger RNA, 2862 nt
Organism: Larimichthys crocea (large yellow croaker)
Lineage: Eukaryota; Metazoa; Chordata; Actinopteri; Sciaenidae
Gene: mysm1
Product: Myb-like, SWIRM and MPN domains 1
Exons: 20
Coding region: 98-2695 (865 amino acids)
Molecular function (GO): metallopeptidase activity; protein binding
Source: RefSeq, a predicted model, not a curated record
CAGUGUUGUCGUAGUUCGGACAUCCCGCCACACGGUGUCGCUGUGAGCGGCGCUGCACGCCGUCUCCUCUUUCCGUUGUUUACGUUUAUCCAACAACAUGGAGGACGAGGUGGACGUAGACAUCGAAGGAGACGAGUUUGAAAACAGCCUCAGUGAGCUGGAUUCAGGAGGUUUAGUCCAGGAGCAGUUCAUCCAGUCCGCGUGGAAGAGCAGCGCCGGGAUACUGCCAUGGGAGCUGGACAGCUCCAUCAGCCCAGAGAACAGAGAGGUGAUCGAGAAGAUGCUGCUGGAGGAACAAUACUACCUGACAGGUGAGGAGGUUCAUAAUCAUAUCUGGGAAAGUGAUGCUGACAACAAGCACAAAGUGAAGAAGUCCCCGGCAAAGACCUCUGCCUCGGGCUCUUCCUCUCGUUGGUCCAAACAAGAGAAAGAGCAGUUUGAGGAAGGACUGGCUCAGUUUGGUCGAAGGUGGACUAAGAUCGCUAAGUUGGUGGGCAGCCGUUCUGUUCUCCAGGUCAAGAGCUAUGCCAGACAGUAUUUCAAACACAAGGCUAAAUUAGAGCCCAGAGAUGCAGCUCCCUCUGCAGGCCCCGUGCUGCACUCACAGCCUCCUCAGACCACCUCCAGUGUUGCUUCCACUCUGGCAAACACUGUCCGUAUAGAGAAGCUUUCUGAUGAAGAGGAUGAGGAGGUAGACAUCACAGAUGACCUGAGCGACGACGGACACUGCAACAAUAAACCGAUCAAAACUGAGUUCUGCGAGCCAGAGCUGUUAACCGGCACCGGGAUCCAGACAGAAACCCCCACAGAAGAGCAGAAAGAGGCAGAUCUGACUGAGACAAAACACCAACCAUGUCUACAAAGUCUUCCACCAAUGUCUUCCCCCCUCUGCUCAGAGAAAACUGGUGUUACUGAGCUGGAUGAGAGAGGUGACAAGGGAGUAUCACCACCUCCAAAAGAUGUUCAGGCAGAGCUAAGGACCAAUGAGAAUGAAGGCCAGAGCUCCCAGUCUGAGAGCUCUGCACAGGCUGGUCAGCUGGAAGAGGCCUGUGAUGAUGCAAUAGAUUCUGCUGAUGGACCAGAAGAAGAUCAGGAAGACGAAGAGGAGGAGGAAGAUGAGGAGGAGGAGGAAGAGCUUAAAGCCCCCGAGCAGGAAGUCGAGAUGGACAUGGAAACCAUCGCUGAGGAUGAGAAACAAGCUAUCCCGGAGUUCUUCGAAGGACGACCGUCCAAGACGCCUGAAAGAUACCUUAAGAUCCGAAACUACAUCCUGGAUCAGUGGUUGAAGAGCAAGCCCAAGUACCUGAACAAGACAUCAGUCCGCCCUGGACUGAAGAACUGCGGAGACGUUAACUGCAUUGGGAGAAUACACACCUACCUGGAGCUCAUCGGAGCCAUCAACUUCAACUGCGAGCAAGCAGUCUAUAAUCGUCCAAAGGUGGUGGACCGCUCCAAGCAGAAGGAGGGCAAAGAUGUGCUUGAGGCCUACCAGCUUGCCCAGAGACUGCAGAGCAUGCGGACCAGGAAGCGGCGUGUGCGGGACAUAUGGGGAAACUGGUGUGACGCUAAAGACUUGGAAGGACAGACUUAUGAGCAUCUCAGCGCUGAGGAACUCGCUCUGCGCAGAGAAGAGAUGAAGCGGCAGCCCAAACCCUGCAAGAUCUCCAAAUACAAAGGGUCUUUUGAUCCCUUUCAGUUGAUUCCCUGCAGGACUUUCGGAGAGGACGUGCAGGAACCAUUCCAGGUUAUUGUGUGUGCAGAGACGCUUCUCAUAAUGGACAUGCAUGCCCAUGUGUCACGCGGGGAGGUCAUUGGCCUGCUAGGCGGCACUUUCAUCGAGGAAGAGAAAGUAUUAAAGAUCUACGCAGCAGAGCCGUGCAACAGUGUGAGCACCGGUCUGCAGUGUGAGAUGGAUCCGGUGUCUCAGACUCAGGCCUGUGACGUGCUGUCGUCCCUGGGCUUCAGUGUGGUCGGCUGGUACCACUCACAUCCCUCCUUCCACCCCAACCCUUCAGUACGGGACAUCAACACACAGGACCAGUUCCAGAGUUAUUUCUCACGUGGCGGAGCCCCCUUCAUCGGGAUGAUAGUGAGCCCAUAUGACCCAGCGAAUCGCUCCCCGCACUCCCAAACUACAUGUUUGUUGGUGAAAGAGAGCCAGGAGCCUUCAGGCCCACAGAAGCUGCCCUACAGAUUCGACUUUCUGUCAUCACAAGACAUUCCAGACUGGGAGCAGACGUUGAGGAGAGCUCAGUGGAUCAUCAACAAAUACUGUCAGACACCCGGGAGUGUGCAGAUGGACAGAUUUUUCCGGAAAGACUCUCAUCUCACCUGUCUGGAGAAGAUGCUGUCAUCUCUGGCCAGGUACCUUGAGCCCCUGCCAGACGAGGAGGGCGACCCCUUCCUCACCCAGAUCCAGUCCCUUUUCCAGUCAGAAUUUAUCGCCAAGCAGCAGAAAGAGGCUGAAUCUUUAAAUAUCUCAUCCAGACCAGGAAACUCAGAUGACCUCCUCACUUUUGAUCAGCUGAUGGGUGAGGAGGAGAGGCCCCAGGAGGGAGGAAGAGACUCUGAUCCAGAUUCUGGCAGCGCUUCAGACAGCAGCGUACAGCCCUCAGACACAACGUCAGAGACAAACAGCAGCACGGUGUUACAUCUGGGCUCUGUGCUGUCGACUGAACAUGACUAUCUACUGUGAUGGACCAUAUAUCUGACUGUGCAUGUGCGCCAUACAUUAGUUACUAAGCUUUUAUGUAAAUAUAAUUAGGUUUUUUUAUCAGUAUUACCUACUUACUCAUAUCAUUCUAGGCAUUUUACUCAGUUCUGCAGGUUUCUUUUAAACAUGAGAAUAAAAAUAUAUUUGUA